GUCAUUCUGACUGCGUUCUCGAAGACUCGUACCACCGAGUUUUUCUUUGUUAGGUACUUCAUACACCCCCAAUCUCAAUAAAGACCUGACAAACUCCCCAUGGAGAUACGCAAGCUUGUUCGGCGGGAAUUUACUUCAAAAAACCGUUCUUUCGUUAGAUUAGCUGAGGCUAGUAGGGCAACGCCUCUCGCCUUCAAAGAUGGCUCUGCACUGGAGAAGGUAGAUAGCUUGCGCCAAGAGCUGAGUGUGCUUGAGCUUCACAGUUGUGAAGAAGAACGCGAACAUAUUGAUUGUGAGGAAUUUCAAACCAGAAAACUAGAGGAAGGACUGGACGAAGAGCUAGUGGAUUUUCCUUCCGUGGAAAAGGAGCUAGAAAGCCUACGGCAGGAAAGGAUUAUCCUAGAGCUAUUCGGUGAGGUUUGCACUGGUGAAGAACAAGGCGAAUACAUCGAAGAUAAAGAAUUCCAGAUUAAACAGCUGGAGGAAGCGCUGGAAGAGCUCAAAUUGAGAAGACGUGAGGCGGAGGAGAUGCUGAAGGAUGCCGAGCAGUUUCCAUUCGUUUUAUUUGCAAGGACACAGCCUACGAAUGCGACCAUCACCAUGGCCAAUGUGCUGUUGUUUGGGAUAAUUGCAUGGCUUGCGCUGCUAACAGCACUAGGAUACACUCUCUGGAUCCUGGCUGGCAAGGCCAUGCUAACUAUAUAUGCUGGUUUAGCAGUGACUCCACUUUGCGAUGACAAUAAAAUGUCGCAAGUCCCAACGGUGUGUUGCUGAAGAAAUCUUUGACGUUAACAUCCGCAUUACCAGUCUCAAGAAGCAAUCUCAUCACCGCCUCACUCCCUCCUUUUGCAGCCACGUGUACCGGUGUACGGCCGCCGAUCUCUUUGGCAUUGACAUCUGCAUUACCAGUCUCAAGAAGCUGUCUUGUCACUGCUUCAUGCCCAUAUCUUGCAGCGAAAUGUAACGGGGUCCAUUUUUUAUGAAUCGUUUCAUCACCAACACCCACAUCUCCAAUCUCG
This is a messenger RNA of Talaromyces proteolyticus, 1019 nucleotides long. RefSeq lists its product as uncharacterized. Bases 100 to 774 code for a protein of 224 amino acids. The record is from RefSeq and is a predicted model, not a curated record. The transcript is spliced from 4 exons. Lineage: Eukaryota; Fungi; Ascomycota; Eurotiomycetes; Eurotiales; Trichocomaceae.